AGCCGCGGCGCGCACGGCGGCUGUCUCGCCUGCCACAAUGAGUGGUGAGGCUGCGGCCGCGACUUGGCGCGGUUGUCCCUAACGUCGCCGCUCGGCAUCCUUAGGAUAGGCCGCUCCUGACGCCGCGCGGGUCCCCACUCUCCCGCGCCCCCCAUGCACUCACUCUUUCGUGCUCGGCUGGGCGGGCGACUAGCAGACGCGGAGCCGCGCUGGUGACGGCAGAGGCGGCUGCGCGCCCAGCCCAGCCCGCGGAGAGGGCGCGCCGCGCCCCCGCCCCCAGCCCGCUCUCCGGAGGCCGUGGGUGCGGAUGCGCCGCUGACGACUCGCAGCUACAAGCAGUGCCGCCGGUCCGCCGGCUGGAGCCCGCAGCAUGGCAGCCGCCGCCUAUGUGGACCACUUCGCCGCCGAGUGCCUCGUUUCCAUGUCGAGUCGCGCGGUCGUGCACGGGCCGCGGGAGGGGCCUGAGCCCGGACCCGAGGGCGCGGCCGCCGCUGUCGCCGCCACGCUGCCCCGCGUCGAGGAGCGCCGCGACGGCAAGGACAGUGCCUCGCUCUUCGUGGUGGCGCGGAUCCUGGCGGACCUCAACCAGCAGGCGCCGGCGCCCGCCCCGGCGGAGCGCAGAGAAGGCGCCGCGGCCCGGAAGGCGAGGACCCCCUGCCGCCUGCCGCCCGCACCGCCACCCGCCCCCGAGCCUGCCUCCCCUGGCGGCGAAGGCGCAGCGACCGCGCCCCUCAGCCCGGCGUGGAGCGAGCCCGAGCCCGAGGCGGGGCUGGAGGCCGAGCGGGAGCCGGGGCCCGCGGGGAGCAGCGAGCCCGGCCUCAGACAAAGGGGCCGGCGGGGCCGAAGUCGCGCCGACCUGGAGUCCCCGCAGAGAAAGCACAAGUGCCACUACGCUGGCUGCGAGAAAGUUUACGGGAAAUCCUCGCACCUCAAGGCGCACCUGAGAACUCACACAGGUGAGCGUCCAUUCGCCUGCAGCUGGCAGGACUGCAACAAGAAGUUCGCGCGUUCCGACGAGCUGGCGCGGCACUACCGCACGCACACGGGCGAGAAGAAGUUCAGCUGCCCCAUCUGCGAGAAGCGCUUCAUGCGCAGCGACCACCUGACGAAGCACGCGCGCCGCCACGCCAACUUCCACCCGGGCAUGCUGCAGCGGCGCGGCGGGGGCUCGCGGACCGGCUCGCUCAGCGACUACAGCCGCUCCGACGCCAGCAGCCCCACCAUCAGCCCGGCCAGCUCGCCCUGAGCGGGGCCGCCGCCGGGCCUGCGCAGCAGCCCAGCCCGCCCGGCCCGCGAGCCGGCCCGGCCCACGACAGCCAUGAGCAGAUGCUCUCACUCCCUCUGUGAUUCCGUGUCUUUUCCUUUUGUAAUAAGAAAGAAGAGAGAACUUUAUGAAGUCAACAAAAAACAAAAUUUUCUUCACCUCAGGUGUUAAAGUUAAUUUGUAAAAAAACAACAAAAAAAAUUUCAAAAAACACCAUCCACAGAUUGCACAAUAGACAUGCCCACGAAGGUGAGAUUCGCGGUGUUGAACCCCCUUUCUCAGGGAUGGACAUGUUCCACGAGGUCAGUGCGGACACCCCUUUCUUCCUGCCGCCUUACUCUGUACAUAGAUUUGCACUCUGGAGGUUUCUGGUAGGUUCUAGAACACACUGGGACAAAGCAGGCAGAGCAGCGCAGGCGGAGCGCAGCACUUGGCAGGCCUGUGGGGCGGCCCCUCAUCACUUGGGAGCAGGCAUGUCACUGACAUUUGCUUCCAGGGCCUGUUCCUAAGCAGGGGCCCCCCGUCACCCUCAUCCUGCCCACCCACCCAGCCUGCAGCCCCUGCCCCGCACCCCAGCCAGGCCGAGGACACCAGUGUUCAGGGGGUUGCCUUAAGCCAUGUGGGGCAAAGGGGCAUUCCACCCCAGGGCUGUCCGCUGUCUCCCUGCCUCCAGGAGCCUCUCCCUGGGCGUCCCAGAGCACUGGGAGCAGAGGGGCAGGCCCUGGUGGGCAGAAUACUGCACAGCCCACAGGGUCCGGCCACACCCGCCGGCCUGGGACCUGCCCGAGGUCUGUGCCCUGUACAGGGAUGCCUCUACCCGGGGUCCCUGCAGAAGGCACAUGGGACCUUUCACUAUUUCACCAUGUUCUCUGACUGGAAAACGAGCCUGAGAAAUCUGAUCUUCUGCAAAAAAGUCUGCAAGUGUCGCUGGUGCGUUCAGUUCCUGAGUUCUCCUGGCGGCCCUGCCCUGAGACUCCUCUGUUUGAAGUGGUGGGGGAGGUUGUGGGCCGCCUUGCUAGAGCUCUGUGUAUGGGGCCCUGCAUGUGGCCGCAGUCGGUACUUCGCAGAGACUGUUCUGUAGCGAGAGGGCAGAGCAUUGUGACUUGGAACUUUUGGGAGUGGUGAGGCAGAUGGUAUGGGAAAUGCCGUUGGAGAACGUGCAUUCUGCUUUCUCCCCAGGGAACACCAGACGGAGAGUUUUGGGAAAUGCUGUUCUCAGACCCAUCGUGUGCCCAGCUCAGAAUUAGCGAACCUCCAGCUUCUCUGCAAGCUUUGCAUCCCUGACUCCUCCCUUUCCCUCCUGUUUCUCCCCACCUGCCCACCCCGGAAGGCCCCAGCCCACACCCUGCCUGUGCAGUGCUGGGGCUGCGGGGCCCCACCACCAGCCUGCUUCUGCUAGGAGAGAAGUAGCAGAGGGCUGGGCAUCUUCUCCCAGAGCAGUUUCUCCUGGAGCCCCAACCUGAGCUGGGUUGGGGUUCGAGCCCUGGUGGGUCCAUCAGGCUGGGCUCCAAUGCUCUCCUCCUCUGCAUCCAGCUGGAGCAUCCAUCCCAGCACUGUUGCCCAAGCACUGCCCUUCCCUUCCUCCCGAGAAUUAGGGCCUGUAAAUACAGCCCAGGACAGUGUGUGUGUGUGUGUGUGUGUGUGUAUGUGUGUGUGUUGGGGCGGGGGUGUGAGUUUGGGGCAAAUGUGGGAUAUCUUUCAGAGACCUCUGCUCAUUUUGACGAGGAGGAACGACCCUUGGGACCUCAGAGGGCUGUAGAUGAGCUUCCUGGGCCCAGAGUGCCUUGGUGGUGGCCAUUCUGCUUCCACCCCCGCCUUUCCAUGGUGUGGGGUGCAGCACAGAGAAACCCAGAGACCUAGGCCUGGCUGGUGCCCCCAGCCCCUGGCUGCUGCUUUGGGCUGACUCCAGAGUGGACAGGAGCCCUCUGUCCACAGUGACCACAAGGGUGGCAGUCUCCCGUCUGCAACACUCUGGGUGCCCACUUCUAACUCUACUACAUGUCAGCUGGAAUUGGCCAAUGGUGUGCUGGUAGCUUCUGAGCAGCAUGCUAGGUACCAAGUUGGGCAGUAGUCUUGUUCUUGCUGUGGGUGGGAGCUGGGUGGGGACCAGUGGGGAGGGCGGCCUUUCUCUGUUCAGGUGCAGGGCUGGCUGCCCCUGCCACCAUGCUCCAUUUGGGCUGCAUGACAGCCCUGCUUGCAUUGGUUCAGGAGAAAGAGCAGAAUACGCUGUGGAGCCUUGGGAUGAAGAGCACCCUGAGUGCCUGGGGUGAGAGACCUUCAUGCCCAGUUCCAGAGCGAGGCCCAGUGGGCCUCAGAGCUCCCUCCCAAAGCCGUGUCUGUGUGAGGUGGAGAAAGCCACACUCUGAAUACAUUUCAUGUCUCAGGAACUCACAUUCCAGGUUCGGGAAUUUUAUUCCAAAGUCCUUUGGUGUGCUCACCGUCCACAGGUCCCCGAAGGCAGGGAGAGGGAGCUGCAUGUCUCGGAGGCCACACAGUGCUAUCCCUGGAGGAGGCAGGGUCUCCUUGUGAUCUGCCCACGGCAUCUCGGAAGGAGGGUUUGCAGCCCCACGUCUAUCUGCACAUAGGAAGGGGGAAAAGGACUCUAAACCCAGUUGUCUUGGAAUAAAAGAAGAGCCGGUUUGUUUUAGAGGUGGGAUGGGGGGGGGGGGGAGGGAAAGCGGGCGUUUGCUGUUUCCAAAGAGAGCACUUAAUUUAAUUUUUCCUCUAAAUGACCCAGGGCUGUUCCAUCUGAUAGAUGGAAGGGUAACAUUGCCUUAAAACAGAAAUAUGCAGGCAUUGGCUAUUUUUGGCAAACGAGUGUGUCUUCAUUCCCAAAGUAGUUCUUGUCUAAUGGUAGGGUGUGGCCCUUCCGCCAUGGGCCUGGCCUGUGAGGUGGGACACUGCUUUUCUGACUUAGGGCACCCGGAGGGAAUUCCUGCUCCGACUUCUGGACACUCAGCCUGGGGCUCCAGGCAGCAGACUGUCCAGACCCAUCUGGGGCUAAAAUUCAUCUCACCUGAAGGGCAGGAAAGAUCUCUGACUCUCAGGCUGGGUUCAAAUGGGCUCUCACUAGCACCUCAUCAUCAUGAAAUGUGGAAUGCACAUGGAAGAGGGUGGUGGGCCUCGGAAAGACGCCCUCACUCAGGCCCCCACGGAAAGCAGUUACACGGGAGGACCCUCCUGAAACAGCCUGCAUUUUCUUCUAAGAUAUAGAAUGUCUUCCCAGCCUGGGUCUAUUUCAGGGUCUUUCAUUUUUCUGGUUUAAGGCCAUGCUUGCUGGCUUCAGUGUGACUGAGGAACCAACCCAUAGGACUCCUAGAAAUCAUAGUGAAAACUCAAACCUUUAUUUUGUAGCAGACUUCAGUUCUCACAGGCUAAGGGGGCAGAGGUCUUAAAGCAAAGGUUGCCUGAGUGAAGGGAGAGUUCCCCUCCAAUAAAGCCUAAAAGUAUCCCUGGACUCAACCAUCAGGAGGCUGGUGUUCGGCUCACAUCCCAACCAAGAAAUCUCCUCUUUGUGUCAGCCAUAUUAGGGGAACAGUUCUCAGCUCCCCAAAUGCCUACUGAAUCUUACAGCCAUCCAGAAAGACAGAUGGACACAGUCCCUUCCACAAAGGGUCCCGGGGUCCUUUCCUGUCAGGUGCUAUGUAGGAACGGGCAGUGAUGCCCUUGAUGGGAACAUGGUCCUGGAGGUAGCCUACCUGUAUCCCGCACCCCCACCCAAGGCACUCAAGGUUUGGGACACACACCCUCUUUAUUCUGAGGCUAUGCAUCCGGGCCGGUGCAGGAUUCGCCACGGUGCAGCCUCCAGGUGCAAACAUCAGUGGCACUGGUGUCCCUAGACCUCACCAUGCCCUGGGUCACAGUUCAGAUCAGUGAAGGGUGAUUCAGAGGUAGGGCAGAUAGCCAGGCCAUAGGCAGCCCCCAGCCCACUUGUUGAGAUGUGCAGAGAGGGCUCAUGGCUUUCUGUGGUCCCAAGUGAAAUGUGGCAGAACUGAGGUCUCCAUUCAAGUCUUCUGCCACCCAGCCCAGAGCCUCCAGGAGACCCAGCCUCCUUUCUUGACAGAAGUAGGUGCUAAGGUGGACUGCACAGGGUCAUGGCACUCUCCGGGGACUUCAUCCUUGAUCUCAGCGAGCAGGAGUGCCACCUAACAGGAAAACAUGAUCUGAGCAAUAGCAUCCCCUCAUUCUUGACUCCUGGUUUUGGCUGUGUUUACGAGGCUACAUGAUUAUUUUGACUUCUGACAGGUAUCACUGAUUGUUUUUUCUUUUUUAGCCCAUUUUUAAAAGGUCAUUCAGUCAAAGGCACAGUGCUAGAAGGUAAGGGUCUGAUAUAUUAGUCACAUCACAAGCAGUAAAAAAUGCUUUUUGGGUCACCCACAUCAUUUGCCAUCCAAAGAUUCCAUAUGCAAUUCUGGUGACCAUAUUUUCCAAAGCUAAAACUGAGGGUGUGGGCCAAUGCUUUUUAAAUUCAGGAUCACCCUGGGAAGAGCCAGUUCCUAUGACUGGUUUUCCUGAUUCUGAAGCGAGGUUUCAAAGAUUCAUCCUAGACACAUUCCACAGAAUUUUGUACCAGAAUUUGGAUGCCCAAUCCAGCUUACUACUGAUAAAUACCUGAACAUCAUUUAGGGAGAAGGCCUUCCUCCAUCCCUCGUUGGUUAGGAGAGUUGAAUUUGGUGGGAGGUGUGAGCUCAGGGUUCACAAGGGCAGAGGGGCCACGCUUGGUUUCUGCUGACCCCUCCCGCGAUGUCAGACUUGCAGUGCAGCCCCCUGGCCCUGCCCAUCUUCUCCCCUUCUCAUGCAGCUUUAAAACCGUACUACUUUUAUUUAAAGAUGAACAGGAUGGAAGAGAAGUAGCGUCCCCUACGCCGUGCAUCAUACAUUGCCUAUGGGGGACACAGAAAGCAUGGGGUGGACCGCACGAUCGGCUUUCUCCCAGGGCUCAGGGAUGUCAUCCUAUGACCAGUGGACAGGCUGCUACACACUUUCAUUUGGAAAGCAAGUAUAUGAACUGAAUGCCUGCAAGGUGACCACAGGUCUGGUUGAAGGCUGUUCCUCUCACUCAGAGCCCAGGGUGGCUCCCUCCCCAGCCCACCCUCCAUGUGGAGGGAGUCGGCCACCUCCCAGUAUGGCUCAGACACUGCUGGGGUCAGGGGCAUCCAUUUCCGGGUCAGGGUGCCUGUUCUCUGGGUGUGUGGGUGAGAGAUGUCACUCCCCUGGCUUCACCUUGUAGGGUCCCAGUGUGGUGAGGACCCCAGGGCUUGAAGGCCAUGGCAGGAGGUUCUCCUGAGCAGCUAUACAUUGUUAGAUGUGGGGCUUGCUGUGGCUCCCACGUGAUUGGGAAUUGCUUGUGUGGGUGUGUUGGGUGCAUGCAUUGGGGUCUCAGUCACCCCCAGACCCUCACAAAUGACCCCUUCCCCAUCCAAAGCCUUUGAUGGAGCUUCUCUGGAAUCAUUUGCCAAAAUCCCAAGGCAGAAUCCAAGGGUCCAAGACCAUUUCCAUCAAGCACACAUUUUUCCUUUUCUGUAGGAACUUUUUUUUUAAACCAGCACCACACCAUGCUUCUGAAAGCCACAUUUCAUCUUUCCUGGAUCACUACAGUGAAGUAUUACAGUUGUACAGUUCCCAAUCUGGCCUUGGCUUGCUCGGAUAAAACUUUGUAUGUAUUUUGUAUGGCAUAGAUUCUAUAUUGUAAUGAUGUCCUAUGCAAAAAGAAAAAAAUUAACUAAAUUGUAAAUUUUAUUGUUUUAACGUGUAUGCAUGUUUAGUGACGUUUACAUUUUGAAAUAAAAUUUAUGAUUCAUUAUUUUA
This is a messenger RNA of Equus quagga, 7072 nucleotides long. It is a transcript of the gene KLF13, whose product is annotated as KLF transcription factor 13. Gene Ontology annotation, biological process: regulation of transcription by RNA polymerase II. Bases 371 to 1246 code for a protein of 291 amino acids. Gene Ontology annotation, molecular function: RNA polymerase II cis-regulatory region sequence-specific DNA binding; DNA-binding transcription factor activity, RNA polymerase II-specific. The record is from RefSeq and is a predicted model, not a curated record. Lineage: Eukaryota; Metazoa; Chordata; Mammalia; Perissodactyla; Equidae. The transcript has 2 exons.